Messenger RNA from Photinus pyralis (common eastern firefly), 1308 nucleotides. RefSeq lists its product as uncharacterized. The transcript has 2 exons. The coding region runs from base 47 to 1258 and encodes 403 amino acids. The record is from RefSeq and is a predicted model, not a curated record. Lineage: Eukaryota; Metazoa; Arthropoda; Insecta; Coleoptera; Lampyridae.
UUACACGCUCAGUUUGGAAUCAGUUCAGUCCGUGAUUGUGGUCAGAAUGUUGUCAGACUUCGCGUGUAAUGCGUUGACUGAUGGACUGAUAAACCAGACUGAUCGAUAUUUAAAUAUUUUAAUAAUUACUGUCAGUCUGUCGAGGAUUGACGACAGAUUGAUCGUGUAUUGCGCACAAAUCAGUCUCAAAUCAGUUACCUUCCGGUCAGCAAUGGAGGUGCACGUGGACGACUCGCAAACGCAGCCGUUGGAGGUCGAGAAAGAUUUUAUUAUAACGUUUGAAACCAUGCCAAUCCUAUGGGAUAAAACGGACAAAGAUUACGUUAACAAAUAUAAGAGAAAUGAAGCUCUGGAAAAGCUGUUGGUCAUAUAUAAAAAAAUAAAACCUCAGGUUACCUUGGAUGAUGUCAAAAAGAAGAUAAAUACAUUAAGAUCAAAUUACCGUCGUGAACUAAAAAAAAUAGAAUCAUCGCGAAGGUCAGGGGCUGGAGGGGAUGAUAUAUAUACCCCAAAAAGUUGGACGUUUGAAUAUCUUCAUUUUUUGGGCAAAUUUGAGAAACCUCAGAUUCUCGAUACUGAUGGAGAUGAUAAUGCAGAUGGACCUAGUCCAGACCUAACACAACCACAAGAACAGGAGAGAAUGGAAUCGCAAAGAAGCGUUUCAUCCAUUUCCUCUGCAAACACAGUGAUGCCGCCACCGCCUGCGAAGAAAGCGAAGAAAACCAUGCUUGCAAAGCAAAAUGAGUUAUUAGAUCGGGCAUGUGCAUAUUUAUCUGAACCCAACAGUAGCAGUAGUGGUGCUAACUCACUUGCAUGUCAUUGGGCAGAAACUUUAGACCGACUUGAUCCAACUCAAAGAUUGUAUGCUAAAAAGGCAAUCAACGAUGUGCUAUUUGAAGCGGAAUUAGGAAAUUUACAUAGACAUGCGGUUCAAAUUAAUACAGCCACAUAUAUGCCUUAUUUGCGCUCACCUCGGAUAUCUCAGCAUUCACCUCAGCCUUCUCCCCACUCAUCUCAACCAUCACCCCCACCUCCACAUUCACCUCAAUCAUCUCCGUACUCACCUCAACCUUCUCCGGACUCAUCUCAACCAUCUCCGCACCUAUCUCAACCAUUUCCACACUCAUCUCAGUCACCUGCUACCAACGUGUUAACACCUCUUUCAUCCCCUUCUCUCGCACUUGAAUUUGAAACACAAGAUUAUCAUCCUACAUACUCCAAUAUUGGGUCACUAUUUACUGACUUUACAGGAAAUUAGUAAAUAAUUGCAUUAUGUUACUUUUUGGUUGAGAUACUUUUCUCGUUUUG